Molecule: messenger RNA, 459 nt
Organism: Fulvia fulva
Lineage: Eukaryota; Fungi; Ascomycota; Dothideomycetes; Mycosphaerellales; Mycosphaerellaceae
Exons: 1
Coding region: 1-459 (152 amino acids)
Source: RefSeq, a predicted model, not a curated record
AUGGGCUCGAUGAAGCUGAAGCGCGUUAUGCUUCUCGAGUUCUCUGAGGCGCUCGAGAUUAAGCCGGAGCUGGAGUCGGGAGAGGAAGGCGAGGAAGAGCAGGAUGGAGAUGAGGAUGAGGACACCGACGAUGACCAGUCAUUGCCACGUUAUGGUCUCAACUUCCUGUUUCGCUCCACCUCAGACCGCACUCGGCAAGGCUGCAUGCUUUCCAAAGUGUUCUGUCUCCAUCCCGCGAUGCCAGAAUACCUGACUGGGCCAAAUGCUACCACCUCGUUCUGGUUCGAAGGCACCAGCCUAAGCGGAACAUGCGGUGCGGACGACCCUACUUACCUCACGGCAGCUAUACCUGGCGAGAUCACAGCUUACUCUGAGCGCCAACUCGUAGCACACGCUAUGAAUACCAACGGGAUCUUCGAGAAUAUGUCCUGGAAAGGCUACCUGGCAGCAGAAGCCUGA